Epinephelus moara (kelp grouper) is the source of this 1500-nucleotide messenger RNA. It is a transcript of the gene pex14, whose product is annotated as peroxisomal biogenesis factor 14. The transcript is spliced from 10 exons. Gene Ontology annotation, molecular function: signaling receptor binding. Gene Ontology annotation, cellular component: peroxisomal membrane; peroxisomal importomer complex. The coding region runs from base 45 to 1118 and encodes 357 amino acids. Lineage: Eukaryota; Metazoa; Chordata; Actinopteri; Perciformes; Serranidae. Gene Ontology annotation, biological process: protein import into peroxisome matrix, docking. The record is from RefSeq and is a predicted model, not a curated record.
GGAACACUCGAGCAGCCUGUCAGCAAACGAGGAGGGAUAGGAAGAUGGCAUCCACCGACCAACCUGACCCACCAACACAGCCUGGCCUUCCACCUGGAGAUGUUGCGGCAGCAGCUCCCCCCAGAGAAACACUGAUUUCCACUGCUGUAAAAUUUCUACAGAACCCAAACGUACGCCAGAGUCCCUUGGCCACUAGAAAAGCCUUCUUGAAGAAAAAAGGGCUGACGGAUGAGGAGGUAGAGUUGGCCAUCCAGCGCUCUGGCAGCACAGAAGAGAUCCUGCCUCUGAGCCCUGUGGGGCCCCCACAUCCACUGCAUGCAACCCAGCUGGCUCCUGCACCACCCAUUCCAGCAGGCUACAGAUGGAGAGACUACGGUGCCCUCACCAUCAUUAUGGUGGGCAUCGCCUUCGGCUUUCAUCAGCUUUACAAAAAAUACAUCCUUCCCCUCAUUAUGGGCAGCCGAGAGGACAAGAAGCAUCUGCAGAGGAUGGAGAGCAACAUUGCGGCAAUGAGUGGCACGCUGACACAGACAGUCAGCCAGCUGCAGCAGACCCUGGUCGCCGUCCAGGAGCUCCUGAUCCAGCAGCAGCAGAAAAUCCAGGAGCUCUCUCAGGAACUGGCUGCAGCAGAAGCAUCGUCUUCAACCAACCGCGUCCUGGACAACCAGACAGUUGGAGAGCUGAAGGCUGAGAUCGUCUCUUUGAAGGGCUUACUGCUCAGCAGGCGACAAUUCCCCUCCACUCCCAGUAUUCCCAAAAUCCCCUCAUGGCAGAUUCCCCUGAAGCCGCCAUCGGCGCCCGGCUCGCCGCCAGUCAACCACACCAACAGCAGCAGCGACAUUUCCCCUGUCAGUAACGAGUCUACCAAUUCCUCUCCAAUCAAAGAUGGACACCACAGCUCCCAGGAUACACUGGGAGGGCCUGAUGGAGCGCAUGCUAUCAACGGAGAUGACGUCAUGUUGGGGCUCGGCGCAACGCUGCCCCUGGACCUGAAGGACCAGGUUCGCAUGGAGGUGCAGGGGGAGGAGGAGAAGAAGGAGGAAGAGGAGGAUGAUGUGAGCCACGUAGAAGAGGAGGAGGAGGAGGAGGACGGUCUAACAAGAAGAGUCCAUGAGUGAGAAGAAGGGAUAUCAGCUCUGGUGCCACUUCCACCUCCCAUCACAUGGCCUUCAUAGGAACACAGAAAAGGUAGAGGGGCACUGCACAUCUCUGUGUGACACCCGUCCUAACCUACAGAUUAUGUUUGGCUAUAUUUCUGUUAAAUGUGUCGACUGAGGAGACGACAACAAUGCAGUAUGCUGUAAAUUAUAUUUUUUGAUCUAGUAGAAAUGAAUUUGUAUGUAUGAAUCAGGUUGGUUAAACAAAGUACAUAAUCAGGAGGUGUAACUUAUGCUUCUUAGACACUAUAGAACCAGUCCUCUCUGUAACCUGCUGAUUACUGUCUGAAUGUCAGCUAAAAGUGUACACAAGUGUAAUAAAUCUGGUUUAUCUCAAGUAUAA